Macadamia integrifolia is the source of this 939-nucleotide messenger RNA. RefSeq names its product coiled-coil domain-containing protein 12. The record is from RefSeq and is a predicted model, not a curated record. Gene Ontology annotation, cellular component: post-mRNA release spliceosomal complex; U2-type spliceosomal complex. The transcript is spliced from 5 exons. The coding region runs from base 164 to 634 and encodes 156 amino acids. Lineage: Eukaryota; Viridiplantae; Streptophyta; Magnoliopsida; Proteales; Proteaceae.
GAGAGAGAGAGAGAGAAGAGAGAGAGAGAGAGAGAGAAGAGAGAGAGAGAGAGAGAGAGAGAGAGAGAAAGAACAGUAUAGACUACAGAGUGCACGCUAUUUCUCUUCAACCCCAUCGACUCUGCACUGCUAGGGUUUCGGACCUCGUGAACCAGGUGAAGUGAUGACUACUGAAGAGGAAUCCAUUGAACAAGCUGCUGCAGCUCGGCGUGAGAGGCUGAAAGCUCUUAGAGCUGCUCAAGAGCUCUUAAACACCCCUGAUGAUGAUUCAGUUCCAAAUGAAGAUAAGAAGGAGGAUUCUGAUGAUGCUGAUGAAGAAGAGAGCCUGAGCAUGAAGUUCAGGAACUACCUUCCUCAUGAUAAGCAACUUCAGGAGGGUAAGCUAGCUGCCCCAGUCCUGCCAAAGUUUGAAGACCCAAUUGCAACAGAACCUCCAGCACCAGAGGAGACCAAGGACCCAUUUGUAAACAUUGCUCCAAAGAAGCCGAACUGGGAUCUCAAAAGGGAUGUGCUAAAGAAGCUUGAAAAGCUUGAAAGACGCACUCAAAAGGCAGUAGUUCAACUAAUGGAGGAGCAACAAAAGGAGAAUGAAGCCAUGGCGGAGGAGAAUGGUUUAACUGCUGCUGAAGAUUAGAAUACAAAUUCAAGCAACAGAAGGUUAUCAGUAUGGGUGUCAUUCAUCAAGGUUUCUUCCCUUUAUAUGAACCAAUCAUAUCAUGAGAAUUGAAAUCAUUGUCUUCUGAAACCUUGUAACUGCAUAACAUGUAAAGGAUUCUGUUGAAGCCAUACACCAACAGAACUUGUAAAAUUAACAAUUAGUUGAAACUUUCACCAAAUAGGGUUAUGGUUUCAUCCAAUGGUGGUACCCAAACUGUACAGUUGGAUUAUAAAUUUUGAUUUGGAAUUAUUUAAAUCCAUAAAAUAUAUUACUAAUACUAA